AUGGUCGAAAAGCCACUGGAGUAUAUUGGUGAGGUUGAUGAGGAGGAAUGCGAAGUGGCAGAAAGCGUUGAUCGUCGUUGGUACCUGGUUGCGGUUGUUGGUACUCCACUUAGCCUGAUCAGCUUAUUCUCCAAUCUUCUCAUCGCAAAAGCUGUCCUGUCGAGGCAGCGCAAUCAUUUCUUUUUCCUUGGCCUGUUAGCACUCAGUGAUAGUUUCCUCUCAUUUUGUUAUGGACCUGUUAUUGCUAUGGAUAUUAUCAAAAAUCGCAUUCAGUGGCUCUGGCUCAGCCGACUCUGGUGGUCAUAUUUGGGACCAAUGUUGGCACUAUGUCAUGUAUCCAUGACGUUCUCGUGCUUUUUGAUUAUUUUAAACACUAUCGAGAGAUAUCUGAUCACUAAGCAAUCUGUUUUGCUCAACAAAUUUCGCAGGAAUCGUGGUGUCACAGCGACGGCUAUGUUCCUUUUCGCAUUGCUUGUGCGUGGAACUUCCAUUUUCGAAAUUGAGGUUGUUUUUUUUCGAUUUACCAGUCCGUAA
Molecule: messenger RNA, 534 nt
Organism: Gongylonema pulchrum
Lineage: Eukaryota; Metazoa; Nematoda; Chromadorea; Rhabditida; Gongylonematidae
Source: the annotation of a GenBank genome assembly